AUGUCUGCCGAAGCAAAGCCCGUCGAGGUUGUCCCUCAAACCGAGGCACCUGUCGAGGCCCCAAAGCCCGUCGAGACUGCUCCUAUCGUUGAGCCCACCACCGCAGAGCCAACAACUGCAACUGAGGCACCUGUCGUUGCUGAGGCACCAAAGGAGGAGGCUACGGAAGCUGCUCCGGUCAAGGAGGAAGUGAAGCCUGUCGAGGAGGGUGUCCUUGGAUACAAGGGACCCGGUCUUCUCAAGAGCUUCAUCUUCCAAAAGAAGUUUUUCUACUUCGGUUCCGAGCCAGUUGAGAGCAAGGCCUUGUCAAGCUACCUCCGUGGUGAAAAGGCACAAGACACCGCCAACAAGAACGUCGCUUGGGCUGCCCACACCGGCAAGGGUCUCCUGUUCUUCACCAAGAAGGCUAGCGAGAAGGCAACCCCUGCCGGCAUUAUCAAUCUGUCCGAUGUUUCCGAUAUCACUGAGGAGGGCACUGUUGACUUCCACUUCACCCAUGGUGGACACAAGCACACAUUCCAGGCCAACACUCUUGGAGACCGUGACAACUGGGUCGCUGUCUUGAAGGCCAAGGUCGCUGAGGCCAAGGAGCUCGCCCCAACUGUUGUUGAGACCGAGGAAUACAAGAAGGCUCACACCGAAUUGACCAAGCCAGCCGUUGUCGCCGCCGCUUCAGCACCAAAGAAGUCCGUUGAGAAGCCUGAAGCCCUGAAGGAGGAGAAGAAGGAAGAAAAGGCUGAGGAGAAGGCUGAGGAGAAGAAGGAAAUCAAGGAGGAGAAGAAAGAGGAGAAGAAAGACCGCAAGAGCCGUAGCGCAUCCCGCAAGCGCAACUCCAUCUUCGGCGGUUUCGGUAUCGGCAAGAAGGAGGAGAAGACUGAGGAGAAGAAGGAGACUCCAGCCACCGAGGAGACUGCUGCACCAGCUCCAGCUGUUGAGGAGCCCGUCGUUGCUGCUACCGAGCCCGCUGUCGCUCCCGAGACGGCACCAGCUACUACUGAGGCCACCCCAGCAACUGCUGAGGCAACCCCAGCCGUCGCCCCUGUUGAGGCCAGACCAGCUGCCUCCAAGCGUAACAGCAUCUUCGGUACCCUCAAGUCUCAAUUCUCCCAACACAAGGAGAAGAAGCCAGAGGCCGAGGCCGCCCCAGCCGUCCCUGCCAAGGAGACUGAGCCAGUCAGCGAGACUGCCCCAGUCAUCCCAGCUGUUGAGGAAAGCGAACCUUUGGCUACUUCGGUUGCUUCCCCAGCCACCGUCCCAACCGAGACCUCCGAUGCCCCAGUUACAAACGGAGAGACCAAGGCUGCUGAGACUCCAACUGUCAAGACUGACAAGCGCAAGAGCUCUCUCCCAUGGUUGAGCAAGAAGGAGAAGGCCACCACCAGCGAUGAGGAGACCGAGAAGCCAAAGUCCCCAUUUGCCAAGCUCCGUGCUACCGUCAAGGGCAAGACCUCCCCAAAGGCCGAGAAGGUCAGUGAGAAGCCAGCCGCUACUGAGGAGGCGGAGCCAACCACUGCCACCGAGACCGCGAAGCCUGAAGCCCCAGUCGUCUCUGAGCCAACCCCAGUUGUUCCUCAAUCGACUCCCCAGGUUUCUGCUUCCGCAUAA
This is a messenger RNA of Cadophora gregata, 1605 nucleotides long. RefSeq lists its product as uncharacterized. The transcript is spliced from 3 exons. Lineage: Eukaryota; Fungi; Ascomycota; Leotiomycetes; Helotiales; Ploettnerulaceae. The coding region runs from base 1 to 1605 and encodes 534 amino acids. The record is from RefSeq and is a predicted model, not a curated record.